UUUCUCACUUGACUCUGGCUUCCGGACGCCGAAAAACAGCGCUGCCGCCGAAUUUAAAGAGACAGGCAAUAGUUAUUUUAAACACGAUAAACGGCAACCAUUGUCCCUCAGCUUUCUUCCUCUCCUCAAAUGCGUCUUGACUCCGCUCGUUCCAUUCGACGAUGUUUCGCCAAAGUCAGGUCGAGUAGCAGCCUGUCCGUCAUCUGCCUCCACUCGAUUGGAUUUUCCGUUUGUUAGCGCCGUGCCGAGCGAGACUGUCCGAGCCAGGCAAAGUAGGACUGCUUGGCUCGCUGGUGGCAGGCUGGCUCCCCGACCGAGGGGGCGCUUUGUCGGCUAGCCAACCCGCCGAAGCGACACUGAAGCUUCCCUCGCAAGUUGGGCUCCAGCAGCCUCCCCUCGCCGGGCUCAUGGCGAAGAUCCAGGCGCACAGCACGGCGAAACAAAUCAACCAAAUUCAAGACAAGCCUUUCGUUAUAACACAAAAGCAAGUGCAGCAGCAGCAACAACAGCAGCAGCAGCACUUCCAGAAGCUCAAGGUUGAAGAUGCCUUGUCAUACCUGGACCAGGUUAAAAUACGUUUUGCAAACGACCCUGGCAUAUACAACAAGUUUCUCGACAUCAUGAAAGAGUUCAAGUCACAGAGCAUUGACACUCCAGGAGUAAUAAACAGAGUGUCACAACUUUUCCAUGGACACCCCGACCUAGUAUUGGGCUUCAAUGCCUUUCUCCCACCGGGGUAUCGGAUAGAGGUCCCAAAAAAUGGAAUUGCCUUCCUUCAGUCACCUUUCUCCACACAGGUGUCGCCAGGCCAACAGGGGAAGAUUGUCACCGCCUCCACUAUGACGUCGACCUCCGGUGCCGCGUCCGCCACCACCUCUGAAGCCGGACCAGCUCACCCCGGUGACUCGAAGCCGUCCUCGGCAGAGUCCCUUUCCUCCUCGACUUCUUCAGCCGGGCCCGCGGAAAAUCCCAGCAGACUGUCGCUUCCGUUGGCAAGCAGAGAGAGUCAGAAUCAGGCCGCCACCUCGUCAGGGUCCCCGCCCGCCUCAGAGACCAGCCCAGUGGAGUUUGACAGUGCCAUCAGCUACGUAAACAAGAUAAAAAACCGCUUUUUGGACCACCCAGAGAUCUACAGAGCCUUCCUAGAGAUUCUUCACACGUAUCAGAAGGAGCAGCUGGAGGUAAAGGAAAGCCGGGGCAGUCGAGGUACCAGCGGGAUGACUGAAGACGAAGUCUUUUCCAAAGUUGCCAGUCUUUUUAAGGGACAAGAAGACCUCCUGGCUGAGUUUGGUCAAUUCUUGCCUGAUGCCAAGAGAUCGCUGUUCACCGGAAACUCGCUGACGGGAGCAAAAGAGCAGUUGAAAAGGCCAGAGGAUGACGACCUGUUAACCAAACAGAACAAAAAGAGGCCCAGACCCAUACUCCUGCCGCACAUGUCUCCGCUACUCAAGAAAAAAAUGAAGUAUUCCUGUACCAAAGACCAAUCCAUCGCUUCUGUUGGCAAACAUGGAGUCCUGCGAGAGUUCUCCUUUUUUGAUAAGGUUCGCCGCCUGUUUAAAAGCCAGGAAGUGUAUGAGAACUUCCUGCGCUGCAUUGCCUUGUUCAACCAGGAGGUGGUAUCGGGAGCUGAGCUACUCCAGCUCGUCACUCCUUUCCUGGGGAAGUUUCCUGAAGUGUACACACAGUUCAAAUCCUUUUUGGGAGACAAAGAGCUCUCUCAUGCCAUGUCGGGGCUGUCGGAUCGCUACAUGGAGGGAGGAGGAGGCAGGGAAGUAGAUUAUGCCUCUUGCAAACGCCUGGGCUCCAGCUACAGAGCGCUGCCCAAGACCUACCAGCAGCCUAAAUGCAGCGGGCGCACGGCCUUAUGCAAAGAGGUGUUAAAUGACACCUGGGUGUCAUUCCCCUCCUGGUCAGAGGACUCCACCUUCGUCAGCUCCAAAAAGACUCCUUAUGAGGAGCAGCUGCACCGUUGUGAGGAUGAAAGAUUUGAGUUGGAUGUUGUUCUGGAAACCAACCUGGCCACCAUCCGAGUGCUGGAGAGCGUACAGAAAAAGCUGUCGCGCCUCUCGCCCGAGGACCAGGAUCGCUUCCGGCUAGACGACUGCCUGGGCGGCACCUCCGAGGUCAUUCAGCGCCGCGCCGUGUAUCGAAUCUAUGGCGACAAGGCUCCCGAGAUCAUCGAGGGGCUGAAGAGGAGUCCGGCCACGGCAGUACCCGUGGUGCUCAAGAGGUUGAAAGCCAAGGAAGAGGAGUGGAGAGAGGCCCAGCAGGGUUUCAACAAGAUCUGGAGGGAGCAGUAUGAGAAGGCCUACCUCAAGUCCCUAGACCACCAAGGAGUCAACUUCAAACAAAAUGACAUGAAGGCUCUGCGCUCAAAGAGUCUCCUCAAUGAGAUAGAAAGUGUCUACGAUGAGCGACAGGAACAGAGCACAGAAGAGGGCGGCGUUGGCCAGCAGGCUCGCAAUGGCUCCGGCGCAGUAUCGGCCAGCGAGCCUCACAUGGUGUUUACGUAUGAGGACAAGCAAGUCCUGGAGGAUGCCGCCGCCCUCAUCAUCUACCACGUCAAACGCCAGCCCACCAUUCACAAAGACGACAAGGACCACAUCAAGCGCAUCAUCCAGCACUUUGUGCCCGACCUGUUCUUCUCGCGCCGCGGUGAGCUCAGCGACACGGAGGAUUGGACUGAUGAGGAGGCGGAGCCAGAGGAGGGAGGAGAACGAGGAGUGAGCGCAGCAGCAACAACGGCACCACCACCACCACCACCGACAACAACAACAGGAGUGAAUGCCAACACUUCUGAUGUAGCAGAAGCAACGGCAACGAAUAGUCCGUCUCAACCUCAACCAGCCCAAGGUCAGGGGCCGGCCCAGAGCCAGCAGCAACUAAACAAUGAAUCCAGAAGGAGGCGCUGCAGCCCACCCCAACCACCAGAGAGCGAGGCUUGCAGUACUCCUGGUAGCACCAGCCAAACGGUGACCACGACCACCACAUCUAUCCCCGGAGCCACGCCUAUGGAGACCAGUUCAGGCGCCCCUGCUGAGAAGGUGGACCUGCGUGACCCUGAAGCAGAGCACCAGAAGGAGCUGGACGACGUCUACAACCUGUUCUACGUCAACAACAACUGGUACUUCUUCCUGCGGCUGCACCAGACUCUGUGCUCGCGAUUGCUGCGAGUGUAUCGACAGGCCGAGCGGCAGCUGCUGGAGCACCGCGCCGAGCAGAGCAGGGAGCGGCUGCUCGUGGCCGAAGGCAGGCGGGAAAAGGCAUGCGACCUCGCCAUGGAGCUGCGCCUCAAACAGCCAAGUGAGGUGGAGUUAGAAGAGUACUAUCCAGCCUUCCUGGACAUGGUCCGCAGCCUGCUGGACGGCAACCUUGACUCGACUCAAUACGAGGACACACUGCGAGAGAUGUUCACCAUUCACGCUUACAUCGGCUUCACCAUCGACAAGGUCAUCCACAACAUCAUCCGGCAGCUCCAGCACCUGGUGAGCGACGAGGUGUGUCUGCAGGUGGUGGAGCUGUAUCUGGCCGAGAGGAAGAGGGGGGCUGCCGGGGGAAACCUCACUUCUCAGUGCGUGCGAGCCGCCUGGGAGACAAGCUACCAGUGGAAGGCUGAAAGAGCCAUGGCUGAGGAGAACUGUUUCAAGGUGAUGUUUAUUCAAAACAAAGGUCAAGUGACAAUGACUAUUGAGCUGCAGGACACUGAGGAGGCCCAGGCUGAUGACCCCUUGGACAUUCAGUGCUUGUCCAGCUACAUGGAGCAAUUUGUUGGAACUGAGUCUAGUCUGUGUUCACAAGCAGACGGCUACUUUUUUAAACCGGUCUUUCUUCCACGGAACCUUCGUCGUUUCCGGCGUUGGCAAGUGCGUCAGGUGGAGGCGAUGCGCUGCCGGCGAGAGUGGCACCGGCAACUGGGUGUGGAGAACGCCGGCAGCCUGGACUGUCGCUUCAAGCUUAACACUCACAAGAUGGUGUUUGUGAUGAACUCCGAGGACUACAUGUACCGCAGAGGAGCGCUGGUCAAGGCCAGGAAGUCUCAGCACCAAGUGGCGGCAAACCAGCACGAGCGCUUGGCCAAGUGGCACCGGGGCUGGCGGGCAGAGCACGUGACGCCCUCGGCCGAGCGCAGCGUGCACAAGUGGCUGAUGGGAGAGGACGAGGAGGACAUGAUCCCCUGCAAGACCACCUGCCUGUCCACGGAGCUCAAGGGCCAGGCAGUUAACAGAUACCGCGUUCAUUACAGCGGUAGCAAAGCCCCCGCCUCGCCUUAAGAGGACAUUCGCGCGCAUCUCCCCGCGCACACACAGCUGGUUACAUGCAUGGACAUCCCUACACUAAACAGUGCAGUACUUGUGUACCUUCACCUUUCAUGUUCACUCCCUCGUGCAGAGUGAACGUGUUGGAAGAGCAAGUCAUACACGAGUGUGGACUUAGGGGAGGCCACAACUGCCCCCCCAUACUCUUAAAAACCUUUUCACUCAGCAUCAGCAGUAUCAUCUGGCACUAAAAGUCAACAAGAUUUGACCACAUAAUGGAAAUAGUUUCAGAAAUGUGAAUGUCUGUUUUAUUUUCUUUCUUUCUUUCUUUUUUUAAAUGAAAGUCUUGUGUAGUUUUUAGCUUGUAAAGCCAAAUAGCCUUCUGCUUGUUGGUGGAUUUAAUGCGCGUGUCUACAAAGGAGAUCAUGGUAUAAACGCGUGUAUGUAUGUUUGUGUAACCUGUACUUCAUUCUGACAAGUAUGUGCAUAUGUAUUUUUUCUAUAUACACCAUUUGAAGAUCAUGUGGUUCUUUACAGUGUUUGCUGUUGGCCAACUCUUGAUGUUUGCAUCAAUUACUUUACCCCACAUUUUGUAUCGUAGCUAAACACAUUAUAAGAGGGCCACUAAACACAUUCUAAGCGGGCUAACAAAGAGUCCUACAAGUUGAUUGGUUUAAUACUGAAGAAAUUAUGUAUCAUAAUCUUGAUUUCACUGAAUGUUUUUUUUGUGGUCUGUUUUUUCCCCCCCCUUCCAUUUUUCAUUUUGCAUACUGACAUUGAAAAUAAAAGCAAAAAUAUCAGUGUUAAAAUAGAAUGUAUAACAUUUAUCCUGUAUCAGUUAUCAUAAAAUAAACAACCUAGUUGUUGUGACCUUCUUA
Molecule: messenger RNA, 5134 nt
Organism: Syngnathus acus (greater pipefish)
Lineage: Eukaryota; Metazoa; Chordata; Actinopteri; Syngnathiformes; Syngnathidae
Gene: sin3b
Product: SIN3 transcription regulator family member B
Exons: 19
Coding region: 408-4271 (1287 amino acids)
Biological process (GO): negative regulation of transcription by RNA polymerase II
Cellular component (GO): chromatin
Molecular function (GO): transcription corepressor activity
Source: RefSeq, a predicted model, not a curated record